Molecule: messenger RNA, 1372 nt
Organism: Pieris brassicae (large cabbage white)
Lineage: Eukaryota; Metazoa; Arthropoda; Insecta; Lepidoptera; Pieridae
Gene: Aanat
Product: arylalkylamine N-acetyltransferase 1
Exons: 5
Coding region: 165-953 (262 amino acids)
Molecular function (GO): N-acetyltransferase activity
Source: RefSeq, a predicted model, not a curated record
UUCGGGCGGAUAUGAAAGGACUAGGCGAGGGGCGCGUGGAGUGCUGCAGCAGCUUUAUAUAAAAGAAGCGCGAUUUCGCAACCAUUCCAAUUGCAAAACUCGCCGCGACCCGUCCAGGGAACGAUUCUGAAAUUGAAGUUUACGCGUGAAUAGUGAAGUUGAAAAUGGCCGUUACGAGUGCCAGAAACAUUGUGGACUUGCAAGAAAAAGGGCAUUUCGAACAUGACAAUGAACGGAUUAUCGAAAAGUAUACGUUGGCAGAUAAAUUGCCGUCACAGCUCAAAGAGCUCAACCUCCGGCCCCGAAACAUCUCCAAGCCCGCUUACAGUCUUCGAAAGCUCACCACCAGUGAUAAAGAACCGGUUAUCGAAUUCCUCCGAAAAUUUUUCUUUCGAGAUGAGCCCUUAAACCUCACAAUUAACCUCCUGGAAACCCCGGAGUCCCGGUGCUUUGAGCUGGAGGAUUACGCAGCCAGUACUCUUCAAGACGGCGUCUCCGUUGCUGUCGUGGAUGACCAGGGCAAUUUUGUAGGAAUGGUGAUUAAUGGCAUUGCCAGGAGAGAGGAAGUCGACUACACUGACAAAUCAGACGAAUGCCCUCACCCAAAAUUCAAGAAGAUUUUGAAAUUAUUGAGUUAUUUAGACCGCGAAGCAGCAAUUUGGGAAAAGCUACCUCCUACCUGCAACACAGUGCUGGAGAUCAGGAUAGCAUCCACGCACAGUGACUGGAGAGGACGAGGUCUCAUGAGAGUGCUUUGUGAGGAAUCAGAACGUAUUGCUAAGGAAAUAGGUGUAGGCGCCUUACGUAUGGACACCACUUCUGCCUUCUCUGCCGCAGCAGCCGAGAGGCUUAACUACAAGAGUGCCUUUAGUGUUUUGUACUCGGAAAUUCCUUAUGCGCCUCAACCAGAGCCACCACACAGCGAGGCGAGAGUCUACCUUAAACAAAUCUAAAUGUUUCUCCAAACCUAAGAUCUAAUAGUAAGCAAUUCGAAUUUUUGCUUCUUUUCCUACUGUACCUUUCCCUUAUUGUACCUUUAUUGUAGAGAGCCGUGCAAAUAAUAGUUUUUUAACCUAAUUUUAAAUUAAUUAUAAAUACCAUUGCGAUGAAAAGGAUCCGGCAAUCCGACUCUUUCUUAGUUUGAAAAUGUAUAUUUUAUUUAAUAGUAUUAAUGUAAAAUAAAUUUAAGCAAGUGUAUUUUAAUUAUAAUUUUUCUGUGGUUUUAUAUAAUAGUCUUUCGUUAAAAUGCCCGCCGCGGAAACUUACUCUCUGAAGUCAGGGAUUGAUAUUUUUGUUCUGCGUUAAAAAUAAUACGAAACGUAAAGAAAUGUAAAUACCAAGUAUUAUUUAAAUAAUAAAAUCUAACACAUAA